ACCGUCGAAGAGAUGGACACCGGUGCCGAAGGCGAUGGUGAAUCUGUAACAGAAGACAGAAGCGACACUGGUGUCAGGUCUGGGAAGAGGAAAGACCGUAACUCCCCUGACCCAACGGUCAACCAAGUAAUGAAGAAAAAGGACACAAAACCAAGUCCUCCGAAAGAAGUGGCGGCACGGAGUGCCAAAAAUAAGGAGGUCGACGCGUGGCAAAAAGUAGAAUCGAAGAAGAGAAGGCCGGAGCAGGAUCACCUCCCAAAGCAAUUGCCGAAGGAGCCACGACCGGAACCUAAGCGGAAAAAAUCGCGCAAAUGGAUCAGACCUGACGCGCUGAUAAUUCGCCCUGCCGAAAAAGAGAAGUAUUCCGAGAUAUUGCGCCGCAUAAAGCGUGAUGUCCCAGCAGACCAGGUUCGAAAUACCGUCGAGAAGGACCAUCACAGGAAUUCUUCAAGACGAUGCUAAGGUAGUCUGUAAAGGUCCACAGGAGACCAUUGAGAUUCGAGACAUCGACGAAGAAACGACGAAGGAAGAGAUCCAGGCCGCCCUGAAAGAGGAAGUUGGAAAAGAUCAUGAGAUACCUCUGGAAGGAAUAAAAAUCCGUAAGGCUUUCAGAGGUACGCAGACGGCUGCAGUCACUUUACCUAUGACCAUCGCGCGAAAAUUAGUGGAAGGAACCGGCAAGAUCCAUGUCGGGUGGGUUAACUGCCGAAUCAAAGCGACGACGAGACCUAUCCAAUGCUUUAAAUGCUGGCAUUUUGGACAUGUUGGGCCCCAAUGUAAAAGCCAAGUAGACCGAUCUAAACUCUGCAUCAGAUGUGGACAAGAAGGGCAUCGUAUCGCGGACUGUAAAAAUUCUGCCAAGUGUGCAAUAUGUGCUGACCAGCAAGGAGCAAAGGACGUGGCUCACCAUGCCGGCACCUACAGAUGCCCGGUAUAUCAGGAGGCGCUCCAGAAGUUGACGAACAAACAAGCAUGAGGAUAUUGCAGCUCAACCUCAACCAUUGUGAAGCAG
Molecule: messenger RNA, 1012 nt
Organism: Cotesia glomerata
Lineage: Eukaryota; Metazoa; Arthropoda; Insecta; Hymenoptera; Braconidae
Exons: 2
Coding region: 392-976 (194 amino acids)
Molecular function (GO): nucleic acid binding; zinc ion binding
Source: RefSeq, a predicted model, not a curated record